AUGGCCUUAGUGAUUCGCCCUCUAGCCCCACUGUGGCUAGGACGACUGUCCCGCAGGCUCUGUGUUAGACACGAGCUGCUUUCAAUAUUUCCUGUGCCGGUGUCGUGCACAUCCUUUAUUCCUGAAGCCCGGGAAGUGCUUGACCUGGUUGACCAAUGCCCAAGGGAGAUCCAGAAAGGGAAGUUCCAGGUCAUUGCCAUUGAAGGACUGGAUGCCACUGGUAAAAGCACUGUGACCCAGUCAGUGUCACAGUCUCUCAAUGCUGCCCUCUUACAUUCGCCACCCCCUUGCAUCGGCCUGUGGAGGAAAAUCUUUGAUGAGGAACCUACUAUCAUUCGAAGAGCAUUUUACUCUUUGGGCAAUUAUCUUGUGGCUUCUGAAAUAGCUAGAGAAUCAGCCAGGUCCCCUGUUAUUGUAGACAGGUACUGGCAUAGCACAGCCACCUAUGGCAUAGCCACUGAGGUGAGUGGAGGCCUACAGUACCUGCCCCCUGCCCACCACCCUGUGUACCAGUGGCCAGGAGACCUGCUGAAGCCGGACCUUGUCCUGCUGCUCACAGUGAAUCCUGAAGAGAGAGUGAAGAGACUGCAGGGCCGGGGCCUGGAGAAAACUAAAGAAGAGGCCGAACUUGAGGCUAAUAAUGUGUUUCGCCAGAAGGUGGAAAUGACUUAUCAGCGUAUGGAGAACCCGAGCUGCCACAUGGUUGAUGCCAGCCCCUCAAGAGAGACUGUGCUACAGAACGUUUUGCAGCUGAUCCAGAACACUGGUCAUUAACUGUAGUUCAUUUGGCCAUGUGCCUCAUUACACUAAAAGAGAAGUUGUGUGAUGCACCUAAACCCCAGGACUCAUCAGGCAUCUUCUUAGAUUCAG
This is a messenger RNA of Cricetulus griseus (Chinese hamster), 870 nucleotides long. The record is from RefSeq and is a predicted model, not a curated record. Lineage: Eukaryota; Metazoa; Chordata; Mammalia; Rodentia; Cricetidae.